Molecule: messenger RNA, 1890 nt
Organism: Elgaria multicarinata webbii
Lineage: Eukaryota; Metazoa; Chordata; Lepidosauria; Squamata; Anguidae
Gene: NCF4
Product: neutrophil cytosolic factor 4
Exons: 10
Coding region: 176-1228 (350 amino acids)
Biological process (GO): superoxide anion generation; phagocytosis; respiratory burst
Cellular component (GO): cytoplasm; NADPH oxidase complex
Molecular function (GO): superoxide-generating NADPH oxidase activator activity; phosphatidylinositol binding; protein binding
Source: RefSeq, a predicted model, not a curated record
GGCAUAUUGUCAGAAGACAAGAGAAGCAUUCAUUAAGGCAGAGAUUGAUUCACAGUGCUAUAGGCAGAGAGGUGGGCUUGGAAACCCCCACCCACCCCCACCAGCCAAGCUGUCUGAGGUGUAGAGAAGAAAAAUAUAUAUACUAGUAAUCCCUUUGAUUCUUGUGCUGAGAGGAAUGUCCUUUCCCAGGCAGCUGCGAGGAGAGAGUGAUUUCGACCAGCUUCCAGAUGAUGUACCUGUUUGUGCUAAUAUUGCAGACAUUGAAGAGAAGAGAGGCUUCUCUAGUUACUAUGUAUUUGUGAUUGAGGUGAAAACAAAAGGUGGGGGAAGGUACAUGAUCUUCCGCCGUUACAGCCAGUUCUAUAACUUGCACACCAAGCUAGAGGAAAAUUAUGGUCCAGAAAACAAAAACAGCCGCUUUACCUGCACACUCCCCGUCUUGCCAGGAAAAGUUUAUGUUGGCGCAAAGAAAGAGAUUGCAGAAAGCCGAAUCCCUGCACUCAACAUGUACAUGAAGAAACUGCUUAGCCUGCCAGCUUGGGUGCUGUUAGAUGAAGAUGUCCGACUGUUUUUCUACCAGUCAGACUUUGACAGUCAGCAGGUACCUCAGGGGCUGCGGAGGCUUCGCCCACGCACUCGGCGCGUCAAGAGCAUUUCUCCUCAGGAACCAGGCUUUGACAGACUGGCAGCUGCACGGGCUGAGGCAUUGUUUGAUUUUACUGGGUCUAAUAAACUGGAACUGAGCUUCAAGAAGGGGGACCUGAUCUAUUUACUCAGCAGGGUCAACAAGGACUGGUUUGAGGGAACUGUCCGAGAUGCCACUGGCAUUUUCCCUUGUGCUUUUGUGGCUAUCAUCAAAGAUCUCCCGCAAGAAGAUGAUCCUAUCAACUGGUUGCGCUGCUAUUACCAUGAAGAGAAUGCCAGCACCAUCAGGGACAUAUCGGUGGAAGAGGACUUAAGCAGUACCCCAUUAUUCAAUGAUUUAAUGGAAUUAAUAAGGAGAGAGUUUGGACGUGAUGAUAUUGCCCUGAAUUACCAUGAUGCCGAGGGAGAUCUCAUCCGUCUGCUGUCUGAUGAGGAUGUUGUCCUCAUGGUGAUGCAGGGCAGGAGCUGGCCUUUUGAGAAGCAUAUCUUUCCGUGGAAACUCCACGUCACCCAGGAAGAUGAUUACAGUGUCUACAACCCUGCAGGAUUUGCUGUCUCAACACAAACAACAACAGGGCCAUGACCCUUCACUACCCCUGCUGCUUCAACAGGAAAGAAUAGUCCUAAAACAAACUGGAACAAUGAGGAAUUGACCUGCUAUACACAUUAAGAAAACUCAUUAUGUGAAUUAAGAUUGGUGGCUAGGGCUGCUUAAGAACAUACAGACAUUAUCAUGGGAUUAGACCAGGAGUGGACAACAUGUGGUGCAUGAGCCACAUGCAGCCUAUGGAAGCUGCCAGUGCAGCUCCCCUUGGAUGCUUUGCUCUCCUAAUUCUCACCUUCUCCAUUCCUCUGCACCUGCAACUAUCCCACUAACACAGGGCACACAAAGAGCUUCUUCCCCAUGGCCCUGUGUAACAGCAGAACUGGGCUCCCUCACAAUCCAUCAAUCAGUGGGCUGGCAGGAGCCCAAUCCUGUUGGGAAAUAAGUGUGCAAGGAGGACCUUCCUCACAUGCUCAUUUCCCAGGAGAAUCAGAGUACAGCUGAUUGGGGGACUGGCAGGAACCCAAUUCUGCUUCUAGGGGCUGGUAGGAGCAGAACAUGAUUGCUUGGAGGAAGGGAAGUGAAAGCCUCUUGCACCUCCCAACAAUCAUGAUCCAAGUUGCUGAGUUGGGGUCAACUGGGGCAAACGCUGACUCUCCAAUCCCAGUGACUUGGAUCAUGAUCAUUGGGAAGAAGAAGAG